GUCCUAUUGAAGCAAGGAGCCCACGGUUCACGAUGCAGUGUAGCAUCCAGUUGCAUGUUCUUGACAUACCGCCGGUGGCCACUCGUCAGGAAGCACCGACCUAUUUGUAGUGAGGGAUUGAGAAUAUUCAUCGGGUAUGAAGUAGAAGGAGGGCAUGGAGAGACACCAUACCGCCCCUUCGCCCCGGUUCUCAUCAUCUCCUGCGUCUCGGCGGUCCUCGUUAUGGCGUUGGUGGCCGUGGCGGACCCGUCGCCCAGCAGAUUGGCAGAUGCUGCCUUGGGUCCGAAAGAGUACGGAGUACGGUAGUAGUGUAUUCGUAGAGCGCCCUGAUGCUGGCACUUGGCUGGUCAGAUCAUAGAUGAGUUGAUGGGUGGGUCAGUGGAAGCAAUAGUCUCGGCUCCGCUACAUGGGGAGGGAGGCAUUUCCAAUGUGUUCUUCGGCACGCGGUUGCAUGUGGAGGAUGUGUGCCAUGACAUCCAGUCUAGGCCCAAGUCCAUGGUCCAUGGCGUUCCGCCUGCUGCUGCUGCUGCUGCUGCUGCUGCUGUCGCUGCUGUCGCUGCUGCCGCUGGUGUUGGUGCUAGGCGCUGUGAUGCAUCUGGUGUCAGGAGUUGGUCUGUGCCGCAGCAAUGCGUUGAAGCAAAGCCGGGUUGGGUGCGCCGGAUUUCGACCAGAGCAGAGCAGAGCAGAGAGUGGGAAUGUAGCAGGGCACCUCACUACAAUCGAGUGAGGUUGGCGCUUGGCUUGGGGUGUCGAAUGGCGAGACACAACCAGCGGUGUCUAUCUCUGCAAAGGAUGCAACGACGAAGGAUGAUGGGAAGGGAAUGAGAGGACGGGAGAGAAGGUUGGUUGGCA
Molecule: messenger RNA, 852 nt
Organism: Colletotrichum navitas
Lineage: Eukaryota; Fungi; Ascomycota; Sordariomycetes; Glomerellales; Glomerellaceae
Exons: 1
Coding region: 367-825 (152 amino acids)
Source: RefSeq, a predicted model, not a curated record